This is a messenger RNA of Epinephelus fuscoguttatus (brown-marbled grouper), 5818 nucleotides long. It is a transcript of the gene slc71a2a, whose product is annotated as major facilitator superfamily domain containing 14Ba. Gene Ontology annotation, biological process: transmembrane transport. The transcript has 12 exons. The coding region runs from base 242 to 1774 and encodes 510 amino acids. NCBI's taxonomy places the organism in Eukaryota, Metazoa, Chordata, Actinopteri, Perciformes, Serranidae. The record is from RefSeq and is a predicted model, not a curated record. Gene Ontology annotation, molecular function: transmembrane transporter activity. Gene Ontology annotation, cellular component: membrane.
UUGACGGUGAGAGUCGUUACACCAGGCGAGCUGCGGACCGUCGCGCUGACCUGACGGCGGAUCUUACCGGAGACAUUGUGGACGUUAACGCUGUCUGAACACGGUGUAAACUAGUGUUCACCCUCCGUUAGCUCGGUUUAGCCUCUUCGGGGCUACAUUAGGAGGCAUCCUGGAAGCACCGGGAGAACCGCGGAUAUCUACGCGGCAUGGAUGCUUCGUGACCCGCGGCAGGUGUGAAGAGAUGCCGGGGGAGCCGCCGGCGGGAACCGGCCGGGUGGUGCUCGUGAAGAAGAUCAUCAUGAAGGACGGAGCUGCGCUGCAGCAGGGUAUCGGCAGGCCCAGUGUGUAUCACGCAGUGGUGGUGAUCUUCCUGGAGUUCUUCGCCUGGGGGUUGCUCACCACGCCCAUGCUCACUGUUCUACAUGAAACUUUCCCGCAGCACACGUUCCUGAUGAAUGGACUCAUCCAGGGCGUGAAGGGUCUGCUGUCAUUUAUGUCUGCUCCUUUGAUCGGCGCGUUGUCGGACGUGUGGGGCCGACGCACCUUCCUGUUGGUCACCGUCUUCUUCACCUGCGCUCCGAUCCCUCUGAUGAGGCUCAGCCCCUGGUGGUACUUCGCCAUGAUCUCCAUGUCUGGAGCUUUCUCUGUCACCUUCUCGGUCAUCUUCGCCUACGUCGCUGAUGUGACGGAUGAAAGGGAGAGGAGUACAGCCUACGGUCUGGUGUCGGCUACGUUUGCAGCCAGCCUGGUAACGAGUCCAGCCAUCGGUGCGUACCUGUCAGCCUGGUACGGAGACAACCUGGUGGUUCUGGUGGCCACACUCAUCGCCCUGGCUGACAUCUGCUUCAUCCUGCUGGCUGUGCCGGAGUCUCUGCCCGACAAGAUGAGGCUCAACACCUGGGGGGCGCCCAUAUCCUGGGAGCAGGCCGACCCCUUCGCUUCUCUGCGUAAGGUGGGUCAGGACCCGACAGUCUUACUGAUCUGCAUCACUGUGUUCCUGUCUUACCUCCCUGAGGCUGGACAGUACUCCAGCUUCUUCCUCUACCUGAGACAGGUCAUUAAUUUCUCCUCCACGACCAUCGCUGUUUUUAUUGGAGUUGUAGGCAUCCUGUCCAUCGUAGCACAGACUCUGUUCCUCACGCUGCUGAUGAGGACCCUGGGUAAUAAAAACACGGUCCUGUUGGGUCUGGGCUUCCAGAUCCUUCAGCUGGCCUGGUACGGCUUCGGAUCAGAGCCAUGGAUGAUGUGGGCAGCUGGUGCAGUAGCAGCGAUGUCCUCCAUCACCUUCCCAGCUGUCUCUGCUCUGGUGUCACAGUCUGCUGAUCCUGAUAAACAAGGUGUGGUCCAGGGGAUGAUCACAGGGAUCAGAGGGCUGUGUAACGGUCUGGGUCCAGCUCUGUACGGAUUCAUCUUCUUCCUCUUCAACGUGGAGCUCAACACCAUGGACCCCAUCCAGGGAGAGUUCAACAUCGACCCCCUGCCUCUGCACAGUCCCACUGAGCUGGGACUCAUCCCGGGCCCGCCCUUCCUGUUAGGGGCGUGCACCGUGGUCGUCGCCUUCCUCGUCGCCCUCUUCAUCCCUGAGAAGCCUUCCUGCUCCUCCUCCCCCUCCCAGCUGUCCCUCAGCGACAAGCCCCACCUGGACAGCAAAGAGUCCAUGUCCUCGCUGGCCGGCGUCCACAUCAACACGCCCCUCCCGGGCAGCGACGAGGAGAACCCUCCCACUGCCAGCGAUGAGGACUUUGAGCCGCUCCUGCAGGACAGUAUCGUCUGAUGGACAGGUGGAAGGCUGGUUUGAUUGACAUUUUCUUUGCCGCAGGGCGGGACUAAGUGUACUUUUAUUGUCAGAAGAUUGCAGUUGACAGCAGGAAGCCAGUGGGUGUUGCUGACAGAGCCACCAGGAGCCGAGGAGGUACCAUCUCACGAGUGACCAAUAAGGAUGUAUCUUUCACGAGGAGGCGGGGCAAAGAGCUGCAAAUUACCAGCAGAGACCAGGAUGAUAAUUUGACUGACAGAAAGACGGUGGGGCCAACAGGGACAACACAUUCAAAAGGAAACCAUCGUUUGACUGACCAGACGAGGGGCCAACUGCGUUUCUUAUGGAACGGCUAGUUUUGGGACACGCCCACUUCAGAUCACCUAACGGGAAAGAGAAGUAUUUUUGAGGUUUUAACGGAAGGAUUAUCGUUCAUCUUUAAGCUUGAAGUUGUUGAUUGUUUUUGUGAUAAACAAGAAAAGGUGUUUUUACCUUCAGCUGUAUCAUUUUGAAGCCGUAUUUUGAUGCUGUGAUUAUUUCUUAUUGGUUAUUGUACAAAAGAAACACGUCUGCAGCGUAUUUACAGCAGCCAAAACAUCAGUGUUGAUUUAUAUUUUUUCUUUUUGGGGCUGGGUUUUGGGAUUUUUAUUCUUUUUAAGUGUACAGUAUCUUCCUGCUACGAGCUAUCGAUCGCUAACAAGGUGUGAAUGUGACGAGCUGAGAGACGAGUCAGCCACCUGAGAUCCAGCAUGACAAACUAUCAGAUUUAUUUUCAUGGCCAGGUUUCCUCUUGAGUUUUUAGUUUCUCUAAAUUAAUUUCUUUAUAAAACAAUACCAGAACACCUCAGUGGGUAGUCUUCACUUGUAGUUUCAGCAGUCAUUGUCCCCGUCUGUCACUCUACCUCAGAUCAGCAUGUUUUUAAAUCAGACUCACCCUGGAUUCACUCAUCCUCUGUCACCUGUGUUUUAUUUUUAUAUCAGAGUCACUUUAUGAAUGCUGCUGGCUGCUGGCAGGGGAAAUCCUCAGAGCUGCAACUUCACCUUCAGAUAUUGUUCAUGGUUACAGUAUUGCUCAUUUUUAUUUUUAAUGUUAGUGGAAAGUGGUUGUGCGGCUCAAACUGUCCAACAAACAAGUCAGAUAUAGAAACACAAUCACAACAGAUUCUUAGAUUUAGUGCAUUUGUUGUGUAAAUCCAUUUGGACCAGUGGGACAACAGGUGGCACAGUCACACAUAUUUGAACAUUUAAUGAUAAUAUUUAAAGGGAAACUAUGCAGGAUUAGCUAACGCAACAUUCAGACCUGGCCCCUCCUGCAUACUUCGCCCGUACGUACACUGCAAGAUACUUUUGUAGCUGCUGGUACCUACUUGUCCGUCAGAAAUCAUUGCACAGCUUGAUGCUAUAUUUUCUUAGAUAUCCUCUUAGGUAUCAGAAGGUGCGUUUCCAUCCACCUGUUUUUAAGCGCGCUUUUAAUCUAUACAUAGAAAUACCUGAGUGAAAUCACCUAAAGAAUUGGGAAAAAAAUCUCGAUCACUAAAAAGAAUGCAGAAAAGUAAGUGUUCCUUAUAUAUGUGCCCCACCCAAUUAGAUGGGGAAAAAUUGACAGAUGAUUUCGGUAUCCGCUUUUGGCCAAAUAAGAUUAAAAAAAUCCAAUAUCGUGCAUCCCAAGCGCCUAUUGCUCAAUAUUGCUAUUGCUCAUCUCGAUAAACCAAAUCCCAAUAUUUGCAUAACAGUCGUAAAUAGAGAUACACACAAAUUUGCAUUUUCUUUGUACCCUGGAAAUCCAGAGUUCUCGCAAGAGCACAAUUUGAAUUUGCUCAGCGAGUCACUCUGGCAAUCAGUAAUGAUGCUCGUUACUCAUGCCGUUGGAACCGAGCUGCACCAAUCACAUCGGUGUAUCUGAUAUAGGCGGGCCAGAGGCGAGCUAAACAGAUGACGACAGCGCUGCAACGACAAAGUCCGUAAUCAGUCAGUAAACAUUGCAAGAUGGCUACGGAUGAACACCAGCUGUUUGAAACGGCUUUGGCCGCUACAAUGAACGAGUUAGACUUGGCUUUUUCUCUAAAAGAAGAACAGAAGACGGCGCUCGAGUCUUUCCUUUGCAAGAAGGAUGUUUUUGCUGUUUUGCCGACCGGAUACGGCAAGAGUCUAAUCUACCAGUUAGCUCCGCUGGUAGCUAAGCUCUGGAUACGUCACCCCGUGUAUUGUUCUGAUUGGUCAUAGUGUUAUCCAAUUGCGUGCAGUGAUAUUUACAAAUGCAUGCUUGGUGCUGCCCCUCGAGUUGGGCCACUUUCAUUACUCAUGGCCAGACCCUAAAUCUUUCUAGAUUUGGGUCUGGAUUUCAAGGCUAUUUUCUUUGACCAAUUUUGUGAAGACAUGGUUAAAAUUUGUGCUACGUUUGGAUGGAAACCCAGCUAUACUGUAUCAAAAUAAUGGACAUAGUCACUGUGACGUCACUCGUUGAUUGUUGGACUAGUUGGACAAGUCUGGCAUGUAGAGUUUUGGAGCCAGAAGUGACUGUUUGGAUGGCCACACCCUUAAUUAUGAGGAACUUUAACCCCUAAUUAAAUGUAAACAGGUGGGUUACAUAUAAAUUCACCCCACCACAAUUGUCGUGAAUGUUAAAAUUAGCUAUAGAGACCAAAACCUUUUUUUGUACCAGGCUGUUAACAUGUUUACUUCUGCUGUAAAGCUGGACAUUUUAACAUGAGGGUCUGUGGGGAUUGACUCACUCUUGGAGCCAGCCUCAAGUGGCCAUUAGAGGAACUGCAGUUUUUUCCUCUUUUGCAUUGGCUUUACUUUUCAGCCCCGGAGCUUGCUACGUGGUCAUUCGUGAUGAUCCUGCAUAGUAUAUCUUUAUGAUCCAGUCUCCAAAGGAAGAUCAAAAUGAUCAGGUUUUUUACUUUUUAAAACAAAUACGUAACAACUCAGGUGUCACGCUGCCUUCUAGUGUAGAGAAGUGCCACUAGAUGGCAGCAUGACACCAUGAAGACACUGCUUGUGGCUCUGAUUGCCCAGGCUCGGCGUGCCUUCGUCUGUAAGUAGCGAUGGGUGCCUGGUCUCACUAUCGCAAGUGUAGUUUUUACGUUAACUGUGAGAUCAGCUAGUCAUUUAUGCGCUGAGAGUGUCUCACAGUAUGAUUUUAAAAACACAUGGUUUUAUUUCAUUGACGUUGCAGUUAUGAGGUUUUCUCCUGCAGCAGUGAUUUUCCUGUGAAUGAACUUAUACUUGAAGCAUCAGACAGAUUUAACAAGAGCUUUAGAGAAGAUUUAGCAGAGUUUAGCAGUCUAUAACUGGAACAGAGUGUACAUAGUUAUGUGCUUUAUGAGCCUAAAGAGUAACUGUAAAUGUGAAUUAUAUUAUGGUCUGUAUAUAAGUGAAGUGUGGGGGUGUUUAUCGUGGUUGGUAUGAAGGUGAAGGUUUGCCUUCAGUAAACAGUUUCACUUCAUUUCCCCUUUCUGCUGUCGUUCACACCAGAGUGUGUUCACAUGCGCACUAAUGUCCUGGUAAUGUGUCUUGUAUCAUAUUCGGUCACUUUAUUCAUCACUUUAUGAUGGCAGUCAAACAAGGAGAAAAUUGUCUGUCAUAUCUUUGCAGCUCUCACUUUUUUAAUGAAAUCUGAAAGGUGCUAGAUCAGAUCUCCAACAAACAGAUCUGCAUUUACAUAAUUUCUCCAGUCUCAUCUGUUUCAGCUCUUUAAUUUAACACUAAGUCUCAUUUCAUGACUGUAACAUUGACAGACGCCUGUUUAUGCUGCCAUUGUCACAUUUCAUGCUUUGUCUUAAGUACACCAGUUUUCCAAAUCACGUAAUUUAAAUUUCUGGAGAUCUUAAGUUUGAUGCAGCAGGAUAUUUGUGCGCAUAUGAACACAGUUAUUUAGUUAAAAUCUGCACCCGCUCAGUGAAACUGACUCAGCAGUGUAAAUAUUGUACAUGGAUUGGAUGUUUGUACAUGUGAAGAAAUGAAAUGUACAUGGGAUUCACUGUAAAUACACUUUGUCUGUUGUCUUGUCUGGAAACGUACCAGCCAGUUGUUGGUUAUUGGAAAUUAAAACAGAGUAAC